CAUGAUGAUCACGUUCACGACAGGAUCAUUAUUGUCUGUUGUUGUGACUCAGGCUAAUAAAAUGUAGCUGUUGAUUAAAUAUAACCAUUUCAUUAUCAUACCCCAAAAAUAACCUGCGAGAUUCCUCAAACUUAGAUUGGGACAAAACAGGGUAUUAUUAUUCACUCUGAUUGACCGAGGACCUACAACACCCGCCUUUGUCGUAUACUGAUUGGCUUGGUGAACGCACAGGGAUGCUGCCAUUGGUCUCUUUAACACUUCCACGGCUUUCCCACUGUUUUGUGGCAUUUGCUAAGGAGAUUCGUUUAACUAAACAAGCCAGCUAGAAAACAACACACUGGGAUAAAGACUUGGAGACAAAAUGGCAUCAGACUCCCCGCGCAGACCAAGCCGCUGUGCUGGAGGGGUUGUGGUGCGAGCACAAGCUGCCACUGAGCAGUCGUAUAUGGAGAGUGUUGUGACCUUCCUCCAAGAUGUGGUCCCUCAGGCAUACACUGGUGCCCCGCCAACUGAUGAAAAAGAGAAAAUAGUUUGGGUCAGAUUUGAGAAAGCUGACAUCAAUGAUACGUCCCGCUCCCCUGAGUUCCUAGAGAUGCACAGUGGCAGCAGUGACCCUCCCCUCUGCCUCAUGAUUGGCUAUGCCGACGGGAUGCAGAUCUGGAGCAUAUCCCUGGGUGGGGAGGCCAAGGAGCUUUUCUCUGUGCGCCACGGACCUGUGAGAGCUGCCCACAUCCUGCCAGCGCCCCAUAUCAGUCCGCUGAUGAUUGAUGGUUUUGCAGACAAAAGGCCUCUCCUAGGGGUGUGCAAGAGCACCGGCUCCUCGGGGACCAGCCCCCCAUACUGCUGUGUAGACCUGUACUCUCUGAGGACAGGGGAGAUGGUCAAGUCCAUCCAAUUCAAGACUCCCAUCUACGACCUGCACUGCAACAAGGAGAUUCUAGUUGUCGCCCUGCAGGAGAAGAUUGCUGCAUUCGACAGCUGCACCUUCACCAAAAAGUUCUUUGUUACAAGCUGCUUUCCCUGUCCGGGCCCCAACCUAAACCCCAUAGCACUGGGAGGACGCUGGCUAGCCUACGCUGAGAAUAAGUUGAUCCGGUGUCACCAGUCUCGAGGCGGUGCCUGCGGGGACAAUGCCCAGUCUUACACAGCUACAGUCAUCAGCGCUGCUAAAACCCUAAAGACUGGUCUCACCAUGGUGGGGAAGGUGGUGACCCAGCUAGCUGGUACUCUACCCACUGGCGCCCCCGAUGAGGAGGGUGCUACCCCCCACAGCACCACCCGCCGAAGCCCCCAUGCCCCUGGAGUCAUCACUGUCAUCGACACACACAACGUCGGAGAGGGACAGGUCCUGGUGAGUGAGGACUCAGAUGGAGAGGGAGUGGUGGCCCACUUCCCAGCUCAUGACAAACCCAUAUCUUGCAUGGCAUUCAACCCCAGCGGUAUGCUGCUGGUGACUGCAGACACCCUGGGCCAUGACUUCCAUGUGUUCCAGGUCCUUACACACCCCUGGGCCUCCAACCAGUCUGCUGUCCACCACCUCUACACACUGCACCGCGGCGAGACUGAGGCCAAGGUCCAGGACAUCUGUUUCAGCCAGGACAGUCGCUGGGUGGUGAUCAGCACGCUGCGUGGCACCUCCCACGUCUUUCCCAUUAACCCCUACGGUGGCGCGCCCUGCGCCCGCACACACAUGUCCCCCCGCGUGGUCAACCGCAUGUCCCGCUUCCAGAAGAGUGCAGGGCUGGAGGAGAUAGAGAAUGAACUGAACAGCAAGCAGGCUGGAGGAGGGAGGUGCAGCCCCAUCCCCGGGCUCUCCAGCAGCCCCUCGGGGUCCCCACUACACGGAGCAAAAUGCAGAAAGAAAAGAGAAAAUAGAGCUAAACUCACCAGCCAGGAGUCGUACAACAACUUCACCAACAACAACAUGGGUAACCCUCGCCUGUCCCCUCUGCCCAGCCUCACCAUGGUGCUGCCCCUGGCACAGAUCAAACAGCCCAUGACCCUGGGCACCAUGACCAAGCGCUCCGGACCUUACCUCUUUGGGGCAGGAUGUUUUGCCAUUAAAACUCCAUGCAAAGCCAAGCCUCCCCCUCAGAUCUCCCCCAGUAAGUCCAGUGGCGGAGAGUUCUGUGUGGCUGCUGUCUUUGCUGCCUCACGCUCCUGGUACAUGACCAACCCCAACAUGAAGAGAGAGAAAGACCAGUCCAGCCGGUCAGUGGUGGAGUCCCUCUUCAUCCUCAGUUGCUAUGGCACCCUGGUGGAGCAUGUCCUGGAGCCUCGGCCAAUCAGCACAGCCCAGAAGAUCAGCGAUGACACACCCCUGGAGCUCAAUACAUGUCCACGGGCCUGCUGGAGCCUGGCCAGGACUCCUCUGUGGAAUGAGCUGCAACCUCCCUUCCUCUCCAACCACCCUCUGGUGCUGGCCUCUGACCUGGUGCAGUAUUACCAAUACCUCCUGGCUGGAUUGGUGCCCCCUGGAAGCCCUGGCCCUAUCACGCGCCAUGAGUCUUACGACAGCCUGACGUCGGACCACAGCGGACAGGAGGAUGAGGAGUGGCUCUCACAGGUGGAGAUAGUGACCCACACAGGGCCUCACCGUCGGCUGUGGAUGGGUCCUCAGUUCCAGUUUAAGACCAUCCACCCAUCUGGUCAGACUACGGUCAUCUCCUCCUCCUCCUCCGUGCUGCAGUCCCAGGGCCCCAGCGACAUUCAACAGCCUCUGUUAGACUUCGACACUGACGACCUGGACCUACACAGUCUCAGGAUCCAGCCGGUGCGUUCUGAGCCGGUCAGCAUGCCUGGUUCCUCUCGGCUGGUGGCUGAACGGAGGGGACAGGGGACGGUCAUUGAUACAGGAUCAGGGACUUUUGACCGCAGUGUGACCCUGCUGGAGGUGUGUGGCAGCUGGCCAGAGAGCUUUGGCCUGCGUCACAUGAGCUCUGUGGAGUCCACCGAGGAGGGGCUGAGAGAGAGGCUGGCAGACGCCAUGUCAGAGUCACCAUCCAGAGACAUAGUGGGCUCUGCUACCGAGCUCCAGAGGGAGGGCAGCAUUGAGACUCUCAGCAACAGCUCUGGCUCCACCAGCGGCUCCAUCCCCCGUAACUUUGAGGGCUACCGCUCUCCACUGCCCACCAACGAGAGCCAGCCCCUCAGCCUCUUCCCCUCCGGAUUCCCCUAGAGGAGACCAGGAGACAACCUGCCUACCGCCCUACAAGACCUGGGGUCAAAUACUAUUUUAAGUCUUUCAAAUGCUUUGAACGUUUGCUUUAGUCUGCCUGGAGUCCCUGAUGGGAGGGGAUUACAUUUUUGCAACUAUUCUAUUGGUUCCAUUGCGCCAGACAAGCUGAAUAAAGCCCAGAUAAAGAAUUUGAAAUUAUUUCAAAAAGUAUUUGAUCCCAAGUCUGCUACCUACCGUCCAUCCUACUGCUUCAUACAGCACAGCCAGACAGUCCUGAUAUCUUCUGGUCUCUCGCCAUGUUGAUGUUCAUUAGGAUGUUAUUGUGAGCAGUGGUCCUCUCCUCCUGUCCUCUCCAAUCUCUCUCUAAAUCCAGGAACUGUCCAGUGUUACUCCCACCUACCGAUGUGUUUCUGUUUCUGUGUGUGUGGGGGAUAAUGUGUCACAUGGCGUGUGUUUCAUUUUGGGUGUGUGUGUGCUGCUCCGAGUGUGUGUUUUGUUUGCCUGUGUGUAUGAGGAGUGAGAGAGAAGGCAGAGACCGGGUGUAUUGAGUGAACAGUGUGUGUUACUCAGUCCCUCCUGUGUGUGUGUAUAAAAAGUGCUCUGAUGAUCAUGGCUGAGUCCCAAACGGCCGUGGUCAGAAGUAGUGCACUAUAAAGUGAAUAGGGUGCCGUUUGGAACCCUACCCAUCUCUUGGUAGAUUAAUGUUUUGGGGAUUUUAGUGACAGAAACAGGCUCAAAACUAAAUGUUUGUUGCUGAUUGGUUUACUACUCAUUUGAAAGAAUGUAAGUUUGUUAUUUAGCUGGACAUGUUUUUAAAAAGUUGAACAACUACGUGUCACUUUUACUUUUUCACAAGCUUGUAAAUGGUGAUGGACCUAAUGUAGCUGUAGUUGCUUUACUUCUGAAGAUAACGACCUAGCUCAGCAUGCGUGCUGUAAUGUAUAUUAGAUAUACUUAUUAAGACCAAAUCACUUCCAUGUAUGGAUUUCUCUUUCUCUUUAUUUGGUCACUUUGAUGGUUUCGGUGGGUAUCCUUUUAGGUUGUUGAGUCGAGUGUCUUUUGAUGAUAUCAUCUUGCUUUGAUUAUGAUUUAUUUUUUUUGCAACAAAAACAGGUCUGUGCUUUAACAAAAUAAAAGGCUUAUUCCUUUCUUGCAUGCACACACACGCAUACACACACACACGCAUGCACACACACGCAUACACACACACACGCACACACACACACGCACACACACAUACAUGCACACGCACACACACGCACACACACACACACACACACACACACACCUCAAACACAAGCACACGCUUGUACGCUGAAUAAUUACUUUGCCAGCUUGCUUUCUUAGUGAAUGGGUCAUUGCUAGACUUGACCAGACCACAUAGGACUUGAUAUGAAGUCUGAUCUGAUGCACUAGUGAGAACAGAAAAAAAUACUCACCUUUUAGACUUAAAACAGGUUCUGAAUAUUUGGUCACUGAUUUUGUAUUCAGUGUUUAUCAAAAUGUUAAUUUUAAAGCACGAUACAAUCCUAGUCCUUUGUCUGGGGAAUGGAUGACUGGUUGACUACAGGGGUCUGUUCAGAAAAAUGCAACGUUACAGGACUUUCAGGUAGAAAUACAUUUUAUAGAACAGAUAUGUCCUGUAGGAAAAGGAGUCAUUGUGGAUCUAUAUAUUACAUUUCUAUCUGCAACGUUCGGAAUGUUUCACCCUAUUGAACACAGCCAUGUUCCCGUAAUUCUGCAUGUUGAAUGAGUCGAUGGCUACUGCUGCUUGGUCACUGGACAAUGUAACAUAAAAGGGGCAUGAUUAAUUUAUUCCUUUUGAUGCAGAACACAUGCUUAUUAAUACAUUUCGACUGUAAUAUUGGUUUUGUAAAAUACUGAGUCGUUAUUUGCUAUACAUUCAUGUUAAUUAAAUAAUAAAGACUUGGAAAAUAA
This is a messenger RNA of Coregonus clupeaformis (lake whitefish), 5116 nucleotides long. Its product is annotated as BCAS3 microtubule associated cell migration factor-like. The record is from RefSeq and is a predicted model, not a curated record. The transcript has 26 exons. Gene Ontology annotation, cellular component: cytoplasm. Bases 362 to 3178 code for a protein of 938 amino acids. Lineage: Eukaryota; Metazoa; Chordata; Actinopteri; Salmoniformes; Salmonidae. Gene Ontology annotation, biological process: autophagy; response to starvation. Gene Ontology annotation, molecular function: protein binding.